AUGGCACCGUCUCAAUCAGGAAGUGAAGAAAACAACUAAGAAGAAUAAGUUGGAUAAAAUUCCUUAUAACUGUGACUUUGGCGUGAUUCAUCGUUCCAAAAAAGCCCGUGGUCCUGGGGUUUGAAUUAAGAACAAGUUACGCAUUGACGGUCAUGGAGAACGUUUGCCCCUGCUAGAAGCUCGAUCUCACACACAGCCAGCAGGUGGAGGGACGGUUGGAUGGUGUGUAUCCUUAGUCAGCUGGUGGUCAUGUGUGAAACUGUGGUCUGAUGCCCACCCUCCCAUCAGCGCUGGCCAUGGACGGGGAGAACUACCUGCAUCCAGAAGGCCCUCAUCUAGACAGCAGCUUGUUCUCUGUGGCCUCUUCUAACAUGGAGAGUUCAAUAUACACCUCCUCUGAUUCCUGGGGAUCCUACUCUCAGCAGGCUGGAUACAGCAUACACUGCCCUAUGCAAUCUGGAAACCAGCAAUACCACUUGAACAGAAGCACUACCACUACCACUCCGGAUGUGCACAUGGACUUAUACUCGGGAUUCUCUGAUUUAGACUUUUCCAGCCUCAACUUCCCUAGGAAUGGAGAUUUCCCACAGGACCUGUCCUGCAUUGAUGACCUCUCCACAAACUCUCUGUUCUCCUCCCCGGCUGACUCGCUGUCCGAGUAUGCUGAUACUCAGUCCUUCAUCAGCACAGAUAACCUGGACACAGUGCCCACCCUCUGGGACAUAAACACUAGUACAACCACCACCACACCAGCACAGAGCCAGCUAGAGCUGAAUGGCACCGGCAGGUUUCAUGGCUUGGCCAGUUUGGAUGAUAUAACUGCUAUUAUCAGCACCCCACCUUUAGGAGGAUUCCAGGUUCAGAGUACCCAGCCACCCCCAGAGGAGGAAGAGGAUGCUGAGGAAGAGGAGACAGAAGAACUGGGACAUGUAGACACAUAUGCUGAGUACAAGCCUUCUAAAUCCACCAUAGGAAUUUCUCAUCCUGAUAUUGUGGUGGAGACAAACACACUAUCCAGUGUCCCUCCUCCUGACAUCACAUACACUUUGUCUAUCCCUGAGUCAACUAUUAACAGUGGCCAGCUGUCUGCACUGCAGCUGGAAGCCAUCAUCUACGCCUGCCAGCAACAUGAAGUUAUACUUCAGAACAACCAGAGGGCCGGCUUCCUGAUCGGAGAUGGAGCAGGGGUUGGAAAGGGACGCACCGUGGCAGGAAUCAUCCUGGAGAACUAUCUUAAGGGAAGAAAGAAAGCACUAUGGUUCAGCAUAUCCAAUGACCUGAAAUUCGAUGCAGAGAGAGAUCUCAAAGACAUAGAUGCACCGAAUAUUCCUGUGCAUGCCUUAAACAAGAUUAAGUAUGGAGACACAGCUACCUCAGAAGGAGUCCUGUUUGCAACGUAUUCUGCGCUGAUUGGAGAAAGCCAGGCAGGAGGACAGCACCGGACAAGAAUUAAACAGAUCCUCGAUUGGUGCAAGCCAGACUUUGAUGGAGUCAUAAUUUUUGAUGAAUGCCACAAAGCCAAGAAUGCUACUUCAACAAAGAUGGGCAAGGCGGUGCUUGACCUGCAAAACAAGCUGCCACGGGCCAGAGUGGUGUACGCCAGUGCCACAGGUGCCUCUGAGCCAAAGAACAUGAUCUAUAUGAGCCGUCUGGGAAUCUGGGGUGAAGGCACACCCUUCAGAGCCUUCGAUGAUUUCCUGCACGCCAUCGAGAAAAGAGGCGUUGGUGCCAUGGAAAUUGUGGCCAUGGACAUGAAAGUGAGCGGGAUGUACAUUGCCAGGCAGCUGAGCUUCUCAGGGGUAUCCUUCCGCAUUGAGGAGAUUGGGCUGGACAGUGACUUCAAACUGGUCUACAACAAAGCUGCCAGACUUUGGGCGGAGGCAUUGCAGGUGUUCAUGCGCGCAGCUGAUGAGCUGGGCCUGGUCAGCAGGAAGUCUCUGUGGGGGCAGUUCUGGUCAUCUCACCAGCGCUUCUUCAAAUACCUCUGUAUCGCCGCCAAGGUCCGCUGCCUGGUGGAGCUGGCCAAGAAAGAACUGGAGGCUGGAAAGAGUAUCGUGAUUGGGCUUCAGUCUACAGGAGAGUCUCGCACCAGAGAAGUCCUGGAUGAGAAUGACGGGCAUCUCGACAGAUUUGUUUCUGCUGCAGAGGGAGUUUUUCAGUCACUUGUAACAAAACAUUUCCCAUCUGAGAAACAGAGGAGGGAGAAAGCACCAGGGAAUAAGAGAAAACGAAAGCCAAGAGGUCGUCAGCUAAAGGUACCAAAGCACACUAUGGACAGCGGAGGUGUGAUCAACAUCAGCGAUGACAGCAGUAGUGACUCUGAUGGCAUGGACACAGACUCAAACUCCUCACCGGACUCCCUGUUGGACAAUGAUGAUGUCAUCUUUGUGAACCACACUAGCUGCCAGACAGCCAGGAUAGAGGAGAUGAAGCAGGGCCUCCUAAACAAAAUCUCUGUGCUGGGAAAAGAACUACCUCUCAAUACCUUGGACGAGCUCAUUGAUAAGUUUGGAGGACCAGAUAAAGUGUCAGAGAUGACUGGUCGUAAAGGCCGUGUUGUGAGGCGUCCUGACGGAAGUGUCCGAUACGAGUCCCGGGCUGAACAGGGCCUUACCAUCGACCAUAUUAACAUCAAGGAGAAAGAUCGCUUCAUGGGUGGAGAAAAGUUAGUGGCCAUCAUCUCAGAGGCAGCCAGCUCUGGGAUUUCCCUGCAGGCAGACAAACGAGUGAAAAACCAGAGACGGAGGGUCCACAUGACCUUGGAGCUACCUUGGAGUGCAGACAGAGCCAUUCAGCAAUUUGGUCGCACACAUCGGUCCAAUCAGGUGACGGCCCCAGAGUACAUCUUCCUCAUCUCAGAGUUGGCUGGAGAGAGACGAUUUGCCUCCAUUGUAGCUAAACGACUAGAGAGCCUGGGUGCAUUAACACAUGGAGACAGAAGAGCUACAGAGUCCAGAGACCUGAGCAAGUACAAUUUUGAGAACAAGUACGGUACCAAGGCUCUGGAUAAAAUCACCAAAGCAAUUCUUGGCCACAUUGAGAACAAGGUGCCCCCUCCAAAAGGAUACCCAGGGGGUGAUGCCAUGUUCUUCAGAGACAUGAAACAGGGGAUGAUGGACGUGGGCAUUUUCUGUAGGGAGCCACGUUUUGGGAUCAGUACUGAGAAAGACUGCAGCAUCACCAAGUUCUUAAACCGCAUCCUUGGCCUCGAGGUCCACAAGCAGAACUAUCUAUUCCAGUACUUUACUGACAACUUUGACUACCUAAUCGAGAAGGAUAAGAAGGAGGGCAAAUAUGACAUGGGGAUCCUCGACCUGGCCCCAGGUAACGAUGAGAUCUAUGAAGAGAAACAGGAAACUUUCUUGACAGCUGGAAACCCUCAGGAUGGACAGGUGGUUCUAUAUAAGAUUAGUGUGGACAGAGGUAUGACCUGGGAUGAGGCUUACAACAGGUCACUGCAGCUUACAGGUCCUGAUGAGGGAUUUUAUCUGUCCCAGAAGCUGCGAGGUAAUCACCCAUGUGUGCUGCUAGCUGAGCAAGGACGAGGCAAGAACCUCAUCGUAUACAAGCCCAACAUCGGCAAGCAGACCCAUCCUGAGAGCCUGGACAACCUGCAGCAGCGUUACCGCAAGGUGACUGCAGAGGAAGCAAAGGACAGCUGGGAGAACCAGUUCACAUUCUCCUUCAAGAAGUGUAGCCAUGCCAACUGGAAUGGGAAGUGUAAGAAAAUUGAGGAAGGCCAGGAGUGUCUUCAGGGCAUGCGCCUCCGACAGUACCACAUGUUGUGUGGAGCCCUGUUGCGUGUGUGGAAGCGUGUAUCGGAUGUUGUGUCUGACAUCACCAGCUCAAGUAUCCUACAAAUCGUCCGGCUAAAAACUAAGCAGCAUAACAAGCAAGUCGGUAUCAAGAUCCCAGAGAACUGUGUGGCCCGUGUGCGUGAGGAGCUGUUGCUUAUGGAUGAGGAGGUGAAGAAGAGACGAAAGGAGAGGGAGCAGCAGGCAGUUGAGAAGCGAUUGGCUGAGGAGCGCAUGCGUAAGAUGGAGCAGGAGAACAAGCACCUCCUUGCAAAUCUCUUCAGCCAGAAACCCAUGCUUAACCAAUCUCUGGCUCAGUCUCUGGCCCAGAGUCAGAUCCUCAAACUGAAACUGAACCAAAACGUUCUGCAAAGGACACAAACAGGGGGCAGUGCUCAGCAUCUGCAGAGAAUACAAGCCCAAACUCAACCCUCGUUACAGCAGACUUCCCAGAACUCAGCCCUGUUGUCCUUACAGAGAAACCCAAGCCAAACCCAGCAAAGAACCCAUAACAGCUGGUCCAAAAAUUCCAGCACCUCCACCACCAACCAGGGGCCCCUGCCCAGCAUGGUUAGCCUCAGCUCACAGUUUUUCCCCCAGUCAUUUUUACCCCCUUUCUCUCAACUGAAGAACCCAUCUCUUCAUAUUCGUCAGCCCACACUGCCUCCCAACAUGUCUGCCAAGAAUCCCUUGGACGAGAUCUUGGACCUGACUGUGAGUUCACCAUCCCCCUCCCCAGACACCACAGAGGGCAGACUGAACCUGGACAGCCUGACGGGACACUCGGCUGGAUUCGGAGACGAUUUUAAUCUGGAGUCUCUGAUCUCUCAGUCUUCGAGUGCCCAGCAUACUACAAACAUGCAAACGCCUCUUUUGCUUCAGCAACAGCAGCUGCAACAGCAACAAUUGCAAGCAACACAGCCGCAGAACCACAACCUGCUCACUAACAACCAUCACCAAGACCUGUUAGAUUUACUAGACUUGCCUUUGUCCCCCCAGAUCCCCACACAGAAAGCCAGCCCUUCAUCCUCUACCUCCUCCACCUCUUCUGUGUCAAACAACCUGGUCUCUCACGCCUCAGCCGGCCUUCUGCCCACAUCCACCCUCCUCCCCACAUCGCCCUCUUCUUCCCUCUUCUCCAGCCCGUCCUCAUCCUCCUCUCUGUUUUCUAACUCUUCCUCCCAGUUCUCCUCCCCUUAUCUCCUCCCCCAAUCGGACUCUGUUUCCCUACCCAACGGCCACUGCAGUUCAGCCGCUCUUGACGUUCGUGAGGCUCUGAACAGCAUGCUACAGGCCGGGCCGGACCGCAAGUCAGUCAUCCAGUACCGGCAACAAGACUGAGCUUAAAUGCCAACGGCUCGUUUCAACUUUCUUUAGGAUUUUUUGUCUUUUAAAGCAGAUUGUCUCGUUUGCUGCUGUCUUUGAUCGCACCCUCGGACCUAUCACCUAUCUCCCCUCAGGGCCUAUAGUCACGUCACUGCCUGUCCUGCGCUCAGCUCACCCUUCUCUCUGUCCACCCUGUAGUAUUCACCUGCUUGAGGUUUUGGCGGUGGGUGGGCUUGAUCAGUAUCCCAUUUCUGCACCAAAGUGUGUCCUCCCCAGUAAAAGGCAGCUGUUUAAAAACUAAAUUAAAGAAGACAUGUGAUAACUGUAUUUUAUUGACCAUUUGAGCUGUCUAAACAAAAAGCUCAUUCAUCGAGGUGUGGAAAUCCUUAAUGCAACCUCCCGCUGCUGAUUUUACGAGGUAUGAUUGGUGAAUUGCUGGAAGCUCUUGACGCCUUUUACCAGUUAAAACCACAUUUAGGACUUCGCUUUACUGUUACUUCGCUUCAUGGCCGUCUGUCUCGACUAAAAUGAGGGUGUAUGCAAGGCAUGGUUUGUGAGUGAUGGUGUGAACUGGAAGAGGAGGAAAACAAAUUUAAUCUUCGGCUGAUUAGCCAUGAAAUGCCUCAGUUUUCAUUCUUUCUUCUUCAUGCUCCCUCUUUGUUUCUCUUCCUGCUUGUAUGAACACUAGUGUGAGGAAAAGGGAGAGGAGAAGUCUGCUGUUGCAAACAGUGCCUUUGGAGAAAUCUAUAAAUGCAGUCUUUAAAAAUCCAUGUAGCCUAAUGUAUAGAUUUGUACUCUUAAGCAUCAAUUUUAAUUUAAAUAUGGUAUAUUUGUAUUUAACUUUUAGUCCCCUCAGUGAGUCAGUCAGUUGUCACACCAUGCUGGUGGUGGCAGGAAGAAGCCUCCAUUCAGCUGGUGUGUGCUUGUAUGAUUGUCUGGGUUGCUGCUUUUAAAAACAAGAGCAGCACAUUUUUGUGUCCCUCCUUUCCUGUUAAUACAGAGUGAGUACGGAUAAAUGAAUCAGCAUGAGUAAAAGUUGUGUCCAAAUAUUUUAUCUCAGUUUUUUAUAAAGCUGACAAUAACUUUUAUUGAUGUGACUCCUGGUUUGAUUUGAUUUUGAAUUCCUCAGGAAAGUCUCAAGUGCGUUGUUGUCUUUUUGUGUGAUUUUGACCAACAUAGAUAUGAACUUAUGUUGUCUUUAAUCACAGCAGAUAACAAAAAGAUUUUACUGCCAUGGCAUCUGAAAGCUGGUGUGACAAACCAGUCAUGAAAUGUUUUUCUACUUCAGAUAUCAAGGCUUUAAAACCUUUGAAACAUGAGCAGACUUGUUUUGUUCACUGUGUAUAAUAGUUCACAUUUAAAAACCUGUGAGGUCUGGCCAUGUUCGUGUGAAAAAGAUGCACUGGUGUUGGUUUGUGACAAAAUGCCGGGACAAGUUCAAGUGAUCAAAAAAGCAAUAAAACCAGAUUCUACACUUGUUAUGAUACUUAAAUGCAGAAGUACUGUUUACGCUCAACAGGCAAAGCUUUGCAUGGUUCUUUUUUUCUGUUGUGCUUCAUUGUCCUUUAGUUAAACAGAUUCUUCAACAUACAUUUGUAAAGCAAGUUUCACAGGAUGAACACAAUGCAUUCUUGAUGUUUUAGUCAUUGUUAUUAUAAAAAAAAUUGUUAUUUAUAUUUAAGGGAUAUUUAGAUUUUAAGAUAUGUUAUCCUGCUUAUUAGAAUAGUUGAAAUGUUUGGUCAGGGAGGUUUCUAGUUUUCAAGAUGACUAUAAAACAAAUUCUAUUAUAACCUGCCACCAAAUAAGAUUGCACUGUUCUGUACUGCUGUACAGUGUCUGGAUUUCUUUCUGCUCACUUCAGUUUUCUCAAGUAGAAAUGUUUCUCCAACUCGUAGACCUUUGUCAGGCCUUCAGUUUGCAGAGAGAUACCAAAGUGUUCCCUAAAAGUUGCGGGCUCUAAGAUAUCUAAACUUUUUUAUCAAUCUCAGGAAGAAGCAUUCAAGAGGUGUAAUGGCGGGGCGUGAGCAGAAAUAUAUGAUUUCCCCUUAUAACAUUGGUAAAACUAACCAAUACAUGUGCUAUUUUUCUUAACUCUGUGCUGUGACUCUUGCUGUAUUUAUGUUUUAGACUAAAUGUGAUGGGUUUGCUGUUUGUCCUUGUGAAUAUGUCAGUGAUUCUAUAUGUUUAUGCCUUCUUAGGGCAAAGAUCAAAGGCUGUUUCUUUUAAAGGAACAUAAUUUUUUUCUGUGGACAGUUUAAUUUUAAUUGUGUUGCUGUUUCGUGACAUUUAAUUCAUGUUAAAGCUGACAGGUUUUUCAGUUGAUUUGCACCUAGAUUAUUCUAAAAUGUGCAAUUGAUCUGUCCAAGCCUUCGCCCCUCUCUCUCAGUGCAACGGAUUAGGACUGACUUCCUGACAGCUUAUUCAGAUUCUUUUUAUUGCUUCUUUUAUAAAUUGCAUUUCUACAUUUUUCCUCAUACCCUCAUGCUUUAAUAUUCCAUAUCAGGCACAUUCCGACACAUCAGUCUGCAAAAGUUUGCCUUUUGAUUUUGUGUUAUAAUCUCACAAACAAAGCUUUAUGCAUUUGAGGGGUAUAAACCUAAUUUUAGGAAGAAAAAUUUUGUUAAAGAAUCCUUCAUUAGUGUAGUUAGGCCUUUUUUUCAUUUUAUUCUCAUUUUGCACUAAGAAUGGCAUAAUCAAGUUACUGUUCUCUUGAUGGUUAUGAUUGAGCAUUGCAAGUUUGUCGUUUCUGAUCUUUGAUGGAUAGUUCUGUGUAAACUGUAACCAUUUCUCUUGUUUCCCCACAGUUUUCAUAUUAUAUGUUAUCAAUGUUAUCACUCUCAAAUAAUUUAUUGUUAACAAAAAAUGAAACAAAAAACAUGCUACUGAUUGUAUGUAUUUUUAAACAAAGCCUAUUUUUUCUGUACAAAAAGAAACUGUGUUCAGCACUUUUAUUCUGGGUUGUGCUUUUGUUUUCUAUAUAUUUAUAAUUUAGAUCCAAAUGUAUAUAUUGUAAAAUUUGUGCCUUUCGACUAAUUCUUUAAAAAAAGGUUUUCUACUCAUUUAAGGAAGGACUAUAUGAAAACGCAAUCUUAACUUUGUAAACAAAUAAAAACUUGAAGAUUGCUGAAA
This is a messenger RNA of Cheilinus undulatus (humphead wrasse), 8249 nucleotides long. It is a transcript of the gene sbno2b, whose product is annotated as protein strawberry notch homolog 2. Lineage: Eukaryota; Metazoa; Chordata; Actinopteri; Labriformes; Labridae. The coding region runs from base 270 to 5135 and encodes 1621 amino acids. Gene Ontology annotation, cellular component: nucleus. Gene Ontology annotation, biological process: regulation of DNA-templated transcription. The record is from RefSeq and is a predicted model, not a curated record. The transcript has 32 exons. Gene Ontology annotation, molecular function: chromatin DNA binding; histone binding.